CUCUCGGCUCCCGUCUCUUGCGCAGGCCGUAUUUCCUCCCGUUUUCAUCCCAUAUUGGGUUCGGCCAUAGCAUCGCAUCGCAUCGCAUCGCAUCGCUCGUUAGCCUUACCAGCGCGCGUGCCACUUCCGGUCCGACCACUUGCGCCUUUGUCAACGGUGUUGAUUGACCUCGCUGUCGUCAAUACCUCGACGAUCACCCGCCAAGAGCCCAGUGUCUGUCUCGGGUCCUGCGACACUGCAACGUCGCUGCCGACGGGCUGACGAGAAUAACGCGACCUCGCCCGCCAGCCACAUCGAGUCUAUCUCUCGACGUCAUUGCGUGCAUCGCGACCUACAACUGCUUGACUGCACCGCCAUCCCACGACCUGUUGCGAUAACUUGAUCAGUGCGACGUACACAGCCUUGCUGUCAACCACCAAAGCCGGCGUCCGUUGCGCCCCUGCAAGCACUUGCUUCGCAACACGCACCCGUGCACUUUUGCGUCCAGCUUUCUUGCGUCAUCCCGACGCAGCAGGUUGAUAGGGCGCGGAAUGCCUCUCAUCCACCGCCAAACCACCGCCGGUGGCGUAGUUGUGGUCCCUGCUACCUACGGCGGCUACUCCAACCUCAGCCCCGGUGACAUAGCCGGCAUCACUCUUGGCGCCGUCGCCGGCUUCCUGCUCAUUCUCUGGAUGGUGUACACUUGCCUCAACUUCGGCCGACCGGUCGACACCUCAUCGUCCUCGGUGUACACCAGCACGGCCUCUGCCAUCUCCGCGCGCCCCUCCAAGAACCGGCACCGUCACCAUAAACACCGCAGCCCUCGAGCGAGAGUGAUUGCGACGGAGGAGGUGCGGGUCAGGGAGAGAGGAAGCCUCAGCAGGCCGCCGGGUCCGGUCAUCGUUGAAGCCGAGCCGCCGAUGAUGCAGGAGCGCAGAGCGAGUCGGCCGCCGCCGCCGAGGGUCGUGACGGACGACGAGGACGACGAGGUGGUUGUGAUUGAAGAACAUACGCCCGAGAGGAGGCGACGGCGGCACAGCAGCUCACGGAGGCACAGCCACCGAGGCGAGAGUCGGCGCCGGAGCCGGGACUACUGAACUGUGACGCCGAUC
Molecule: messenger RNA, 1091 nt
Organism: Colletotrichum destructivum
Lineage: Eukaryota; Fungi; Ascomycota; Sordariomycetes; Glomerellales; Glomerellaceae
Exons: 1
Coding region: 531-1076 (181 amino acids)
Source: RefSeq, a predicted model, not a curated record